AUGCCUGGCUGGGUCGAUUUUCUCUCCUUCAUCCUCACCGCAGGCCUCUUCGGCGGGGCCAUCGUCGCCGCCAUCUACGCCGCCAACGCCAUCUCCAAAGCCGCCGAAAACACCAAAGCAUCACUGAAAGCAAAGGGCGUCAACAUCUCCAAGUCCGGCAUGUCCGUCAAGACCUCCGCGCGCUACACCCGCGAGGACUACAUCGACGCGACCCAGCGCGGCUUCAUCAAGAGCAUCUCCGCCGCCUCCUUCGGCCAGCACGACCCCACCACCCCCCAGCCGCCCGUGCUCGAGCGCCGCGACUCGGCCGCGAGCACAAACAGCGUCGCGAGUAUCGGCGACAAGGAGCGCAAGCACCGCUUGUUCGGGAUGAGGAGGACCCACAGCAGCGCGGGGAGCGGCAAGUGA
This is a messenger RNA of Gloeophyllum trabeum ATCC 11539, 408 nucleotides long. RefSeq lists its product as uncharacterized. Lineage: Eukaryota; Fungi; Basidiomycota; Agaricomycetes; Gloeophyllales; Gloeophyllaceae. The transcript is spliced from 4 exons. The record is from RefSeq and is a predicted model, not a curated record. Bases 1 to 408 code for a protein of 135 amino acids.